Molecule: messenger RNA, 1979 nt
Organism: Drosophila mojavensis
Lineage: Eukaryota; Metazoa; Arthropoda; Insecta; Diptera; Drosophilidae
Product: pickpocket protein 28
Exons: 5
Coding region: 407-1969 (520 amino acids)
Biological process (GO): sodium ion transmembrane transport
Cellular component (GO): membrane
Molecular function (GO): ligand-gated sodium channel activity
Source: RefSeq, a predicted model, not a curated record
CCUUGCUGUAAAAAAUGUGUAUGGUAGUUUUAUAUAUUUGAAUGGACUAUAUUAUAGACAUGCUUAAGAUCUGUCUAAGGUUGCCUACUAGAAGUUAUAGUUUAUGUACAGCUACUUAUUGUACACUAACUUUAGUUUAUGUCCAACUGUAUAUAUAUUUCUUGUGCAUAGAUUUUAGUAAUUAACCAUCGACUAGUCCAACGCGAGUGAUACAAACUCAAUCAACUAAGGUAUGUCACACUAUUUAGCUUUAUUAUUAUCCAAUCUAUGCCUAAAAGUCAUUAAGACCUGUGUAAUUAGAUGUUAAAUUAAGACUUACAGAAGAAAAAGAAAAUCCAUUAGUUAAUUCAUUUUAAACGUAUUGCUCACCUAUAUAAGGAGGCAACUAAGCAGCAAUCCGUCGAAAAUGUGGCUACGGAAAGUGUUGAAAUUAUUGUGGCAAAGCAUCGAGCGGAGGUCGAAGGAAUUCCUGCGCAGCACAUCCUUGCAGGGCUUGAAAUAUGUGUGGAACAACAAGCUGCCCGGCUGGGUGCAGCUGUACUUUGUGAAGGUGUUCAUAGUGGCCGUCUAUGUGGCCAUCAACCUGGCCGUGAAUGUGUUCCACAAGUGGCAGAGCACGCCCGUGAUCAUUGGCAUUAGUCCAACGGUGACUGCGAUACAGAGCAUACCCUUCCCCGCGAUAACUGUGUGCAGCAUGAACAAGGCCAAGAGCUCCAUAGUGUCCACAUUUCAAAAUGGUUCGCUGGAGCACGCGAUGCUGCAGAAGGCGUGCAACCAGGAAUUCAAUUACACUCGCUUCAGUUCCUUUAGGCCACGCCUCAAGCGCAAUUCGUUUGCCAAUUUCAUUUUUAAUAUCUCGCACAAGUGCGACGAGCUGAUGGUCUCCUGCGAGUUUGGCCAGAAGACUCUGCCCUGCACGGAUCUAUUCCGGGAGAUCUACGUGGACGAGGGCCUCUGCUGCGUCUUCAAUUUUCUGCAUCCGUAUUAUUUAUACAAGCACAGUGACUCUACACUCCGUGAUUAUACUUCCUCCAAGGGUCUUUCGGAUAUUGCUGUAGAUUGGAAUCCCAUUACGGGUUAUCCAAAAUAUUUACCUGCUGGAUAUUAUCCCCGUCCAGGUCUUGGCAUGGGCAUUUAUAACGGUCUAAAAAUUGUGCUCAAUGGGCUUACAGACGAGUAUUAUUGCUCCUCAACUAAUGGACAAGGAUUUAAGGUACUUCUAUACAACUCCAUCGAUCAGCCGCGUUUGAAGGAAUCUGGUUUACCCAUCAUGCUAGGUCACGAAACCAACUAUCGCAUCGUGCCGAAUAGCUAUGAAGCUGUCCCAUCCAUACGCAACAUCGAUCGCAAGACCAGACAAUGCAUUUUCAGUGAUGAGCAGAAGCUUCUCUUCUAUAAGUACUACACACGGCGCAACUGCGAGGCAGAGUGUGAUGCGAUCUAUUUCCUAAGGCUCUGCGACUGCAUACCCUAUUACCUGCCCUUGAUCUAUCGCAAUGCGACCGUUUGCCAUGUCGCCCACUUCGAUUGCGUGAAUCGGGCGGAGCUCGGGAAUGCGGAUGGCGAGAGUACGGAGUGCAAGGAGCUCUGUCUGACUGGCUGUCACGAUGUCACGUACUUUCCCAAUGCGUUCAGCAUACCCAUCAUUCCUUUCCAGCAAGAUAGUGUUAGCCCUCAGGGCGAUUUCUUUAAAAACUUCUCUACGGAUUUCAUUGUUACGAACUUGGCGAUAGUUAACUUCUAUCACGACGAAAAUUACUUUCGCAGCCAUGUGAGAUCCUCCUACACGGGUCUCACGGAGUACAUGUCUUUAACUGGUGGCAUUAUGAGUCUGAUGUUUGGUUUUAGCGUAGUUUUCCUUGCGGAACUAUUCUACUUUAUCUUUCUGCGCUCACUCCUCCAGUACAUACAGCAUUGCUCACCAAAUCGUCGAAAUCGGGUUAAUAUGCAAUACUCGGAUGAAAAUUAAAAUGAAAAUA